AGCAGCUGCAAAGAAUGGACACCGUCGACCCACCACUCCAAAACACCUACAACACCCUCUUGAGGAAGAGCUCCAUCAACGGCCACCCGGUCGUCGUUGGUGCCAGUGCCGCCGUGGACGAACGUGAGCUGCCGCUGAUCGAUCUGGCCCGUCUGAGCCAAGGAGAAGCGGAGAGAGAGGAGUGCAAGAGAGAGAUAGCCAGAGCUGCGCGAGAAUGGGGUUUCUUUCAGAUAGUGAACCACGGGAUCUCCGGCGAGAUUCUGAAAAGGAUGAGGACAGAGCAGGAGAAGCUGUUCAAGCAGCCGUUUCGGGUGAAGACGGAGGACAAGGUCCAGAACUUCUCCGCCGGAAGAUACCGGUGGGGCGGGCCGACGGCGACCUGCCUCCAGCAGUUGUCGUGGUUGGAAGCCUUUCAUGUUCCCCUCACCGAUAUUCAUGCUGAUAUUUCGGCUUCCGGUGGCUUCAGCACUCUCAGCUUGAUAAUAGAACAAUUUGCUAUAGUUGCAUCGAAUCUUGCACAAAGAUUAGCAGAAAUACUAGCAGACAAAAUGGGUCAAGAUGGAUCUUUCUUUGAAGAGAAUUGUUCUCCCAAUGCUUGCUACAUAAGAAUGAAUAGAUACCCACCGUGUCCCAUGUCUUCUAAAGUGCAUGGGCUAGUGCCCCACACUGAUAGUGACUUCCUCACUGUGCUAAACCAGGAUCAAAUUGGGGGAUUGCAACUUGUCAAAGAUGGGAAAUGGAUUGCUGUUAAACCAAAUCCCCAAGCCCUUGUUAUCAACAUUGGUGACUUGUUUCAGGCUUGGAGCAAUGGGGUAUAUAAAAGUGUGGAACACAAAGUGGUUGCUAACAAGAAAGUGGAUAGGUUCUCCACAGCAUAUUUCUUCUGCCCUUCUCAUGACACGAUGAUACGGAGUUGCGUUGAGCCUUCGAUCUACAGAAACUUCAGCUUUAGAGAGUACAUGCAACAAGUCCAAGACGAUGUUAAAAAAUUUGGUAACAAAGUUGGGCUUCCCAGGUUCCUCAUUUAACCACCUAGCCACUUCAACCUAUUCCCAAUGAGUUUAUUUGGACUUUUAUAUACUUUCAGUUAGAGUAAUGUUGUAUGUCAUAGAUCUAUGAUCACCAUAAGUCCAAGUGGAAAUAGGGGGGUGGUAGACAUAUGGGACCAUUUGUCCCUCUCCUCCACGCAACUACUACCACAGAGGCCUAUAAUAUCAUGGGCUCAUGAUAAAGAGCAUCUUUCCUUUCAAUAUAUGUAAUAAAGAGGGUGUGUAUGGGUUAUGCAAAUGCAACUUAAUUAGGAAAUAGGAAAAUUUAUGUACAUAAAGAAUGAACUAGCUAGUAUGUUGAAAAGCAUGUUAAAAGCAAGUUAUAUUUUAUGUAUGGAUUUUAAGACUCAAUCUCGAAUUUAUGUGAAUUUGGAAAAAAAAUUCAGUAUAA
Molecule: messenger RNA, 1440 nt
Organism: Malania oleifera
Lineage: Eukaryota; Viridiplantae; Streptophyta; Magnoliopsida; Santalales; Ximeniaceae
Product: gibberellin 2-beta-dioxygenase 8-like
Exons: 3
Coding region: 15-1028 (337 amino acids)
Source: RefSeq, a predicted model, not a curated record